Messenger RNA from Pogona vitticeps (central bearded dragon), 1791 nucleotides. RefSeq names its product SPRY domain containing 7 (gene SPRYD7). NCBI's taxonomy places the organism in Eukaryota, Metazoa, Chordata, Lepidosauria, Squamata, Agamidae. Gene Ontology annotation, molecular function: protein binding. The record is from RefSeq and is a predicted model, not a curated record.
AGCUCCUCGAGGUCCUGGGUGGAAGAGGAGACUCAUUGCCUCCUCUCUUACCCCGCACAUGGACGCUCAGACCAGUUGCACUCGGGAACCGACCUUCGACCAAGGAACCAUUAAGCGUUACGGCCGCUUGGGGCAGGAGACGCGGAAGGAGCCCCAGCCGGGCAAGGCAGCCAUGGCAGCGAGUCCGGCCUCGUCCUCGGUCUGGUGCUGCUUGAGAUGGGGCUGUUGCGGGGAAGGCGGCGGCGGCCACAUCCCCCUCAAGGAGAUGCCGUCGGUGUUGCUGGAUACGCAGCGGAUGGGAACAGAUGUGGUCAUUGUCAAAAAUGGACGCCGAGUAUGUGGUACAGGAGGCUGUUUAGCCAAUGCCCCUUUACAUCAGAACAAGAGUUAUUUUGAGUUUAAAAUCCAAUCUACAGGAAUUUGGGGUAUUGGAGUCGCAACUCAGAAGGUAAAUCUGAAUCAGAUUCCUCUUGGGUGUGAUGGUCAUAGUCUAGUACUGAGAAAUGAUGGCGCCCUUUACUACAAUAAUGAAGAAAAGAACAGGUUAGCUGCAAAUAAUCUUCCACAGGAAGGUGAUGUUGUGGGAAUUACAUAUGACCAUGUAGAACUAAAUAUUUAUUUAAAUGGAAAAAAUAUGCACUGUCCAGCUUCAGGAAUUAGAGGAACUGUCUUCCCCGUGGUAUAUGUUGAUGACAGUGCCAUUUUGGAUUGCCAGUUCAGUGAUUUUUAUCAUACUCCUCCAUCAGGGUUUGAAAAGAUACUCUUUGAACAACAGAUUUUCUGAUUAUUCCUACUGACAAUUUACACACUAGCACUUUUCUCUCAAAGCUUCACAUUAUUCCCAGAAUGUAAACUUUACUAAAGUUAAAACUGUUUGGAAAAAGAACACAUUACUGACCAAGUGUAUUGCCAGUUAGAUUUGACUUUUGUGAUGUGGACAAUGUUCAAGCUUGAUGUAAAGGGAUAUAGCUGCAGUAUUAAGUGACCCAUGACUUCAGUGAUACUGUAUGAUAUAAUAGAUUUAGACAUGUUUGUGUGCUCUACAAAACUGUAGGUCUGAUUAUUGUUCUGAUAUUUCUCGUCUUCUCUACAUACCCAGUCACAGAAACUAUUUUAAAUCUUUAUAGAUUGCAGAUGCCUUAUACACAGCACUACACAACUACAAUAUUGGUAGCUCUUUUCUUUUUUAACUGCUGGGAUUCCUGUUUAAAUAUUUGAUUCUGCGCUUUUUUGUGUUUAAAUUAAAGCAAAUUGCUAAGUGUAAAAAGCCAAGUACCGUAGCUGAAGUUGGUUAUUAUGAUAAAGCUUUACAUUUAAGCUCUCCUCAGUUUUUGAGAAAACAAAUUUUAUUAAAUUAAAUUAUUCCUAUUAUUUCAGUUCAGAAGACAAUAAGCAUUGACAGGCUGCUUUAUUCUCUCUCUGAAGUUUUGAAGUUCUUUUGUGUGUGUAAUAAAAUAUCAAAAUAUACUUUUUUACAGAUAGCAUUUCUGUAUACUCUGAAAUCUGAAAGACCCCCCAAACUAAAUUAUCUGUUAUAUUAAGUGAAAUAAUAGUUUCUGAGGAGAUAUUUGAAAAUUCAUUGAACGUACAAGAUUAUCAAAUUUGAAAAGUUGUAUUUCAAAUGUAACUAUCCAUUUUGUUUAGCUGCUGUAAAUCCUGUUUUAGUUUGUAUACACUGUUAGAAAGUAUGUUGAAAAAGCCAAGAGCUCUAUAUUACUAUAUUUAUGUACUAUCCAUAUAUAUUAUCAGAUUUUAAAGUCAUUGUAGGAAAUACCUGUAAAAAUAAAGUGC